AUGCAAAAUCUUACUACUGCUGGACAAAUUCCACAUUUGGUAAGCCCAAAUUUGUUAAUGAUUUCUCCCGAUAAAGCAAGGAACUCAAAGAAAAGAUCUAGUCAAAGUUCCUGUUCAGCAUGCGGAAGAUGUUGUGGAAGUAUUGCAAUAAUAAUGUUUGCAGUUAUUGCUGUUAGUUGCUGUUAUGCACUCCCUAUUUAUAGUGCUCUAAUGAACUCUAAAUAUUAUGAUUCUUAUGAGGAGCCUAUUUGGAACUGGUCAAUUAUUUUGUCAGGGAUACAGUAUAUAAAAAAUCUGCUUCCCAAUAAAGAAGCAAUAUUCUCAAAAAAUGAUAUAAAUAAUACAACUAUGAGGACACUGGUUGAAGUGGCUGAUCUUAGUAAUGAAACUAUCGAUAUUACCAGAGAUCAUACUACCAGAAAGGCUACAAACUUUAGCAGUAUAGAUUACUUUCGGGAAGAUCUUUGCCAAAAAAAUAAUAGUACUUGGUCAAAGCAUUGUAACUAUGAUAAUAAAAUCACAACAUUUGAAUGUAUUGAUAUGUUGCGUGGACCUACAGUUUGUAUUGGGAUAAGAAAUGGAAGAUAUAAUAUAUUUCUCGUUCCAAAUGCUUGCAAAUUAGUUGAACCACCACUGCCCGUUGAGAUAAUUCCAUCAAUUGCUGAUGGCUGUGUUGUUGAUUCGAAAAACCCCUCAAUAUGCCCAUGCUACAUAGUAGCAGCACCUGUAACCAAGCUUAUUGAUGUAAUGAUAGAUUUACAUCGCACCAUCCCUAAAAAAAUAACAGAAUUAGAUUUUAUAAAUACAGGGACAAGUUUAAGGGGGCGAACUCUAAAUGAAUUUACUCAGUGGUUAGAGAAUAUAAAAAUUGAAUUUUUGGACUGGAUUAAGAAUUUAGAAUUACGGGGGAAAACUACUCCUACAACUACUAGUACUCAAACUACUACUAACAAAUUACAAGCAGUGGAUUCAAAAAUCAAUAGUGCAAUUGGUACAGUUGAUGGUAUAUUAAGUUCACUAGGGGGGUUAGUGACAAAUAUAAGGGGCUUUAUAAGACCUACAACUCAAAAAAAAGUCGGUUAG
Messenger RNA from Cryptosporidium muris RN66, 1083 nucleotides. RefSeq lists its product as uncharacterized. The coding region runs from base 1 to 1083 and encodes 360 amino acids. The transcript has a single exon. NCBI's taxonomy places the organism in Eukaryota, Apicomplexa, Conoidasida, Eucoccidiorida, Cryptosporidiidae. The record is from RefSeq and is a predicted model, not a curated record.